CAAAAUUCUAUUGCUCUUCCGACAACUGCCCCCCUUUCAAACCAAAAGAGGGCUAUUUUUGAGAAAGUAAAGCCAAUUAUUGAGGCAGCAGGUGCUUCUGGAGUCAACAUAUUGUGCUUGCAAGAAGCAUGGAUGAUGCCAUUUGCUUUCUGUACCCGGGAGAAGGGGUGGUGUGAAUUUGCAGAGCCAGUUGAUGGGGAAUCGACGCGGUUUCUUCAGGAUCUUGCAUUAAGAUUCAACAUGGUUAUUGUAAGUUCCAUUCUUGAGAGAGAUGUUAAUCACGGAGAAACUUUGUGGAAUACUGCCGUUGUUAUUGGAAAUAAUGGAAACAUAAUUGGCAAGCAUCGCAAGAACCAUAUACCGAGAGUUGGCGACUUUAAUGAAAGCACAUACUAUAUGGAAGGAAACACCGGGCAUCCUGUGUUCGAGACAGCCUUCGGGAAAAUUGCAAUAAAUAUAUGUUAUGGGAGGCACCACCCUUUGAACUGGUUAGCUUUCGGGUUAAAUGGUGCUGAGAUUGUUUUCAAUCCUUCGGCGACCGUUGGUGAACUCAGCGAACCAAUGUGGCCUAUUGAGGCCCGAAAUGCUGCAAUAGCAAACAGUUAUUUUGUCGGAUCGAUCAAUCGUGUUGGGACUGAGAUUUUCCCGAAUCCAUUCACUUCAGGCGAUGGGAGACCGCAACAUACAGAUUUCGGUCACUUUUAUGGAUCCAGCCAUUUCUCUGCACCAGAUGCAUCUUGCACUCCCUCACUCUCUCGUUUUCGAGAUGGUUUAUUAAUCUCUGACAUGGAUCUUAACUUGUGUAGGCAGCUGAAAGAUAAAUGGGGGUUCCGAAUGACUGCUCGAUAUGAGUUGUAUGCCGAAAUGCUCGCUCGGUAUCUAAAGCCUGAGUUUGAGCCUCAAGUCAUUUCUGAUCCUUUGUUAAACAAGAAGGCUUCUUGAAGAAUAGGCAACUGCUCGCAGAGCUUUCUCGACGUUUUAGAAUGGAGACGAGGCUUUUUAUCCCAAACCAUCUCCUUAUUGCACACACAAACCAUAAUUGGAAUGAGAAGUAGGUCCAUGUAAAUGGUCGAUACCUCGCAAACAACAACGCUCCUUCCCCAUAUGGAGUUUGGAACCCAAAGGCAAUCGUUGAGUGAACUGUAUCUUCUUUGUGUUAAUUGACCUAAGUCACACCACUACUGCUGGGGUGGGGCUCAGCCUUCGAACCGUACGUGAGACGAGUUUCUGCCUCAUACAGCUCGGGCCGAAGACCGGGGGAAGAUUAGGAGAGAUGGGGAAACCGAUUCCACUAUUGAAAAGUGUUUCCUCAUAUUUUCUUUCUUGUCUAUCUUCGAACAACCUAAGGAAGGUACCUCACAAGCUUUUGGAUUUCAUGGCUAAGACUGACUUUCGCAGAUUUUAGGUGAGGGUGGAGGAGUAGGAUAGGAGGUGAGUGGUUGAUAUACCGGGGAGAUUUUGGCAAUAAGGGUGGUGCUAGGGCUCCAGACAAUUUGGAAGGAGGAGUUGGAUCAUAAAUCAGAGUUUCUUCCAAUGUUUGAAGAGGCAGAAUGAUAACAAAAAAGAAUUGUACAUCAUCAUUUUUUUUUUAAUUGUAUCAUGUAUUUACUAUUUUUAAUUUGUUGAUAUGGUCA
Cucurbita moschata (crookneck pumpkin) is the source of this 1634-nucleotide messenger RNA. Its product is annotated as beta-ureidopropionase. The record is from RefSeq and is a predicted model, not a curated record. NCBI's taxonomy places the organism in Eukaryota, Viridiplantae, Streptophyta, Magnoliopsida, Cucurbitales, Cucurbitaceae. The coding region runs from base 133 to 942 and encodes 269 amino acids. The transcript has 5 exons. Gene Ontology annotation, molecular function: beta-ureidopropionase activity.